Messenger RNA from Myripristis murdjan (pinecone soldierfish), 2790 nucleotides. RefSeq names its product protein phosphatase 1, regulatory (inhibitor) subunit 11 (gene ppp1r11). Gene Ontology annotation, cellular component: nucleus. The transcript is spliced from 3 exons. Bases 231 to 602 code for a protein of 123 amino acids. Lineage: Eukaryota; Metazoa; Chordata; Actinopteri; Holocentriformes; Holocentridae. Gene Ontology annotation, molecular function: protein phosphatase 1 binding; protein serine/threonine phosphatase inhibitor activity. The record is from RefSeq and is a predicted model, not a curated record.
UGAGCAGCUUGUCUGAGCUCCACUUUCUGGUCCCCACCACAACUCACAUCAGUCUUUAACGGGCUUCAGUCGGGAUUCGGGUGUGAUUUUAUGAGGCGAGGUCGAGUACCAAGGCUAUAAUACCGCACCUCUCCACACACUGUCAUAUAGCAGCGUCCGUCUCCACCUCUGUUUUUACUUCUGAAGCCACCUAGCUAACUAGCGUUUGCGUUAGCACAGCAGCGUCAGGGAUGGCGGAGGUUCCCGGGACUUCGAGUGAGACGAUAACGGAGACCGUUCAGACGAGCACGCCGCCGCCGCCCCAACAGGAGGGACGAAGCCUGACAAUCAAGCUGAGGAAGAGAAAGACUGAGAAGAAAGUGGAGUGGUCCAGUGACACGGUUGACAACGAGCAUCUGGGAAGGAGGUCUUCAAAAUGUUGCUGUGUUUAUGAGAAGCCCCGACAGUUUGGAGAGUCUUCUUCCGAAAGCGAAGGAGAUGAUGAUGACGAAGGCUGCGGAAGUGCACACUGCAUCUUGGGCCAUGGAAGAGGAGGGCAUGGACAGAGGGGUGGCGGUGGGACAACAGUGCCCCCAAAUUCUGGAGGAUCAAACACCCACUAAUGAGCACUGCUAACUUAUUUUGGGGAAUUUUAGGGAUGUCUGACCAUGACAAUGUCACAUCACAAAACUACACUCUUUCUGUUUAGUUGCGUCACUGAGUUACCUGGACACAGGCCUAAUGCUGCGUUUCAGUCAGAGUUGGGAGUCAGAAAUCCCCAGUUGGUAGGUUAUAAUUACUUUUGUGCGUUCCAAGUUAAAAAGAAAAAAAAAACAAACAAACAAAAACAUAGAUGCUCCAGAGAAUGCAUUUGACCAGCCUAAAAUCCUGAUCCCCAUGCAGCAACUAAUAUAAUAAUCAACCUUGUUAGCUAGCUAGUUGGCAUAGACUAUCACAACUGGAAAUGCAGCUUUACAUUUCAGAUUCGUUUUUACCACUCAUUUUUACAGAUUUAAGGUUAUUAAAUGCUGGAAAUCAAACCUAGAUGUAUUUUGGAAAUUAGAAUUCUAUUAAAAGUAAUGCCAUACAGAGUUUACAAUGUGUGAUCCCAUGUUGGUGUGACAAGAGAUAAAUGCAUCUCAGAAAUCUGGACCAUUUCCCCCCAUUCAUCCUGUCUUGGAAUUCCACCUUGAAAGACUUCCAAUGUAUUUUUCCCAGGGGAAAGUCAGAAUUUCUUGGUUUCCAAUAUAGCUGGAACGCAGCAUAGUGAAAGAGCUGUAAUAAGAUUUGAAUAGAGGGGGAAAACAUGUCUCUGACUAAAUACGUCUACCUUUUGACAAAAUGGCAGAGUUUAUUGUAUAUAAUACAGCGAUUUAAAUUUUUUUUCUUAAGAUUACUUAUUUAUUUGCUUGUCUUAAUGCUUGAUUUAAUACUACUUGACAUGCAGUUGACCAUAGGCUGUGUAGUAACAUUGUAAUUACAAGGUGAGUGCUCAAAGCAUUGUACUUGAUUGGAGUGUUAUCGUGAAAGACAAAGUGAGUGUUCAUUUGCAUAAGAACAAAAUUCUCACUUUUUUCACUUUCAUGAUGUGUUAAGUGAACACUUCUUUAGACUAAAUGCCAGUUUCAAAGCUAAUGCCAACCUUUGUCAUUAUUGAUGUCACAACAUUGUACAUAAGGGUGUAAUUAUAUUAUUACUACACAUACAAGUUUGGCACUAUCAGUAUAAUCUGCUAUAACAAACCAAACAGCAUUCAGAGUCCUGGUAGUCAUGUUCCCACAGCUCAAAAACCAAACUUUAGGCAACACAACCUCAGUGUUGAAAUUGGUCCAAAGGAUGCCACCACUGUUCACACUUCCCUGCCCAAGACCCUUUUCAAAGUGAUCAUUUUAGUGUCCUUUCAUCUUAUUUCCUUGUGUGGCAGCAUUAGAUUUCAUAUCAGUAACGGUGUUUAUCUUUAACCUAGAAAUCCUUUGCAGAAUAAUCCAGUAUGGACAAUCUUACUUUAGAAAUUCAGAAAUGUUUCACCAGGAACAAAAUCAUAAUGCAGUACAGCAACAUUUUUUAGUCAGUGUUUUUUUUUUUUUUUUUUUUCUUCGAUGACAUUGAUUUGACGUUGCUCAGGAAAGCGGAAUGCUAUUGAGUAAAGUGAGAGUAGAGGAACAGUUGUCAGCAUCAGUGAUCCAGAAGGACCACAGAGCUGUGGACAAACAAUUGCUCAUUUUUGUUAGUGCACCCACUUCCUUCACUCCACGGAAUGAUGCUCCAAAACAAUACAGUUAACUUCAGCUGCAUGUCGGUUGUGCAAAUCUGCAAUUUGAGAUGAAAGACUUUCUAUUGUACUCAAAGCCUGUGGGUAUUAGUGCUUUUACUGCUGUGUUCUGCAGAGAAACCAAUGUUUUAUUGGGGUGAGGUGAGUAAAUAAAGAGGCAGCAUUCUCUUAUUUUGGGUACGUCCCCACUAUGCCGUAUAUAUGUUACUGGAUAUAAAACUAUAAGGCAUACAGUAUAGAUCAACUGAAGGUGCAUGAUUGCUGGCCCAGGCUUUGAAUUUGUGUGUCAACUAUGACCAAAUUUCACUUUGCAAAUUCUGCAUCAUCCCUAAUAGGUUCAGACAGCACUUACUCGUGUUUGAUAUGUGACAAUACUGUGGAUUACACAAAGUUCAUGCCACCAUUUUAUACAACAUCAGUAUACACAGAUUUACAUUGUUAGAUAUGUACAUUGUUCUUGUACUGGUAAUACACCAUUAUGUAUAUACUAUAAAGCAUAUGAGAGCUGAUUUAAUGUGAAUAAAGGUUUUGAAGUGUGA